Phaedon cochleariae (mustard beetle) is the source of this 1474-nucleotide messenger RNA. The record is from the annotation of a GenBank genome assembly. Lineage: Eukaryota; Metazoa; Arthropoda; Insecta; Coleoptera; Chrysomelidae.
CCGGCAUGCGUCAAUCAAAGUUUGUGGUUAUUAACUAUCAAAGUUACCACAAUACGAAAUAUAUUUAACUUAUUCAUUCAAGAUAGUUUGUUCGGCAAAUAAGCAAUAAAAAUGUUGCACUAUAUAAUAAACGUUUUCGUGUUCAUUGUGAUGAUAAUAGAAAUCAAAGGGGAUUCGUACUACAAUGAAAUCAUGGAAAGUGGUUGUUACAAUCAAAUCUGCUGGAAGGACGACACCUAUCCAACCAAUACAAUAAAGAGACAAAUGAGGUCCAUCAACCUAUUGGAAAAUUUUUCGGCAGCGCAAAAGUUCAAGGGACCCAUUGACUUAUCAUCCAGAUCGUGCAAAUUGUGCUCGACUUCUAUGAAUUUGAGGAUAGAGCCACUAUCGAUCAUAGACGCUGGCAUCAAAUAUUAUAUUUUGAAGAAUGAAAAAUACAAUGAAACAAGAAUUGAAAUCAAUGUUUGCGCUGCAAAUCAAGAUUCAUCAUUCUGCCACAAGAAGGAAACAAGGCUAGACGAUACAUAUAAGUGUAAGCAAAAAACGACCCAGAUGAGCGUCCUGGUAUAUAACUCAUUGAACAAUUCGUUCAUGGGAAAAAGUUUCACCUACCCCAGUGCUUGUGAAUGUCUUCUUAGUACUGCAAUAUCUUAUCAUUGAGCGAAACAACCAUGUUAUAUACUAUCAAUGUUCGUGAAUAUUAUAAUAGGUAUAGUAACAUUGUAAAACUGGCCAUCGAAUAGCUGAAUACUAUGAAUGAAUAGUUUUUUAAUAAUCCUGUGUAUAUGGGGUAUAACGGUAGUCCCAGAUCUAUUUAUACCGUCAAUAUCCUAUUCAUGCUGUAAACAAUUUGAAAAAGAAUAACACGCUUGUCAGAUUCACAAGACUUUAAAGUCAUUGUGUCAAAGUCAACUUUGGUCAAACUGCACCUGAAAUGCCACACCUAAAGGCUGAGACACAAUUGAAGUUUUAUGUUAUAAGUUUCAAGUUUUAUGAUUUGAGAUAUAAGUAUAUUAAAAUGAACACACAGGUAUUUGUGUCGAAAGACAGAAUACACAUUUAUGAAUUAGGAAAUAAGUUUCAUGUUUUAAAAUACGGACGUGAUGGUUUUUAUGAUUUAAAAUUUAGAAACCCAACCAAUCACAGCAACCCUUUUCCACAUGGAACUAUUUCUGAAUUUCUGUGCAGCUGUAUGAUGCAUGAUGCAUGCCACAUAACCUCAAAACAAAAACAUCAAAGAUCCAUUUUUGAAAAAGUUUUGAAGGAAAACGUUGAUUAUAAGUAUAUAUAAAAACAUGACACAUUUUCAUGAUUAUACGAAUUUAGAUUAUUCGGACAUGAUCUUAUUAGAAAAUGAAACUGAUACUGAAAUAACUGAAUGUCCUGACGAAAAUACACAAAGUGAAGAAGAAAAUGAUAGUGUAUAAAUAGUUCAGAUGAACUCUUGAUUCAGGUCAGGUGGUUGGAUCAUACA